Pseudopipra pipra is the source of this 1882-nucleotide messenger RNA. It is a transcript of the gene SMIM19, whose product is annotated as small integral membrane protein 19. NCBI's taxonomy places the organism in Eukaryota, Metazoa, Chordata, Aves, Passeriformes, Pipridae. The coding region runs from base 44 to 388 and encodes 114 amino acids. The record is from RefSeq and is a predicted model, not a curated record. The transcript is spliced from 3 exons.
UCCCGGGGCGGCCGCAGGGCCGCCCCUGCCGGCCGCGCUCCCCAUGGCGGCCGUGGCGGGGGCCGGGGGUGCGGGCGGCGGCGGCUCAUCGGCUGCGCUGGGCGACGGCGGCGCCAUCGACUACUCGGUGCACGAGGCGUGGAAUGAGGCCACCAACGUGUACCUGCUGGUGGUGCUGGCCAGCCUCGCCCUGCUUGUCUACGCGCGGCGGAACAAGAGGAGAAUUAUGCGCAUCUUCACCCUGCCCCCAGCCGCCGAGACUCCGCCCGAGCCCAACUUUUACGACAGCAUGAAGAAGAUCCGCCUGCGGCAGCAGCUGGAGAUGUACUCCAUCGGUGUCAUGAUGAGGAGCUUCUCAGAAACAGAAGUGGAUGAUGAGUGGAGAUGAAGAAAUCAUACAUUUAAGAAGUUGGCUCAAGUUUCCGUUACAGGCAUGGAAAGUUUCUGAGACCAAGCCAUGCGAGAAGAACAUGAGUAAAGAAGAGGGAGAUGUAGACCCAGACUUUCUAGAAGGGAUUGCAGGAUUUGAGAGGACGCUGCACAAACGUCACGUAGUUUUCUGGUUUAUUCAUUUGCCUGCGCCCCUGGAUUGUAAUACUUUGUUUGCAUGUCUGUUUGGAAGUUGAAAAAUCCCCUCCCAUCUGUGUCUUUAAUAUAAUCAUGACUUCAAGCUUGUUUUAGGAAGAGCAGAACAUCACUGUAGCUUUUAUUUGUGGAUUAGAUAGCUGCUGCUUUGUACUUGAAAUCAGUUUUGGUUUUUUUUGUAGAAACAUACAUUGAAUAUGGAAAAGAUCAGACCAUGACCAUUACCAUUACGAUAUAGGAAGUCAGGGGUUUUGCUUGCAUUCGAUAAACAGCCUUUGCAUAAAAGGUGUGACAGGUGCAUAGGUAAAAGAAAAAAGACAGUGCUAGCCCUCUAAUUUGAAUAACCUUAUAAUGUGUUGCUCUUACGCUGUCCUUCGACAGAUGUCAGAAUCAAAUAUUAAUCAGUUCAUUCUUUUUUAUUUGACUGUUGACCAUAAAAAUGUUUUAGACAGAUAAGAUUUCUUGUCAGGGCUGUGGGGUUUUAAGUGCAUAUUACAUAGUAUGUAUAGAGAGAGUUAGGGGAGAGUUUUUUGGAGAGGUAGUUUUUUAAAUAUCUUGGCUGUUACGUGAAGUAUCUCCAAGGACAUACUAUCCAUGCAGUCCAACAACUUAACGGUGCUGUGAACGGACUUAAUUGUAGUAAUUUAAAAAUUUAAAUUUAUGCAUAUUUUCCUUUAUUGAACAGUAUUGCUCAUAGAGACAAAGAGCAGCUUUAUUUUUCUUACGAACGCCUAUCUGGUGUUUUAUCCUUAAGAAAAGCUCUGGUUAUUUUUGUAUACUGACUGAAUAUUUGGCCUCUAAUAGUAUAUAAUUAGAUGGAAGAGUAAAAGCAGUUGUUAAAGAACUGUUUUUCUAAUGAAAAUAGUUUGAAAUCAUAUAAUUUUAGUUUCUUCUGAAAAGAUGUGACUAGUGUGUUGGAAAUAAUUUUAUAGUGGAUAUAAAGGGAACAAUUGAGAGACAGCGGCUGAGAAUGUGUCCAGCUAUUUUUGUAGCUAACAGUUACAUUUUUUCAGUCUUUUUACUUAUAUAUUUCCAUAUAGUUAAACAACUAAAUCACAAUGGGAUACAAAAACUAUUUGCACAUAGUAAUAUUUAUAUUUUAAAAUAAGUUUUAUUUACCAAUUGAUAAGUAAAUUGCAAUGCCUGUGAGAAAAUCCUAGCCUAUAUUAUUACUUUGAUAGAAAAUUGAAUAUGGGAUAGUAUUGUCUGUAUCAUAUAAAAAUGUUUUUAUGGAUUUUUAGCUGCUGAAACUGAAAUCAAUAAACUUUAGCUACUGUUGUUGACUGGAACAAGUAAA